Symbiodinium sp. CCMP2592 is the source of this 2694-nucleotide messenger RNA. NCBI's taxonomy places the organism in Eukaryota, Dinophyceae, Suessiales, Symbiodiniaceae. The record is from the annotation of a GenBank genome assembly.
AUGCCAUUGGGGGGGAACGCCAGAUGCCUGACCAAAGAUGGCGAAAACGCUGUGUUUGGACGACUCUGCCCAACCGAUAACUUGUCCACACUGGCUUUUCAAAUGCUGUCCGAAACCGAAAACAUCAAGACCGACUCUGUGCCAGAAUGUGUGAGCACACGACUUGGGGACCACUGGCCGCCAAACAGCCAGUCCCUCUUCUUCCCAAAGGCGUCUCUGCUGACGAAGGACCUGCGAGUUCAGUGGGGUGAGGAACAGCGCCGGGAGGAUGGGCUGCGCCAGUUGGUUUCUGACUGUGAGCGGAGCUCUGACAAAGUGAGCGGUGAGUUCCGCGUCGCGGAAAACGGAGUUCUGGGCCGGUCUCCAGCUCUCGCUCCCGAGUUUCCCGAGCAUCCUGUGCAGUCUGCUCUUCUGCCGCUAGCUCUGCAGUCGCCGGCCAAUUUUCUUGGACUGCGGAGAGGCUUCUCGCAGGCUGCCCACUUCGUAGUUCCACCUCUCAUCAGUCUUUUCGAAAAAGAUGCCCCGCACAUCCGGGUCGCCUUCCACGCUGCUGGGGUCGCAGCUCUUAGGGCCAAAGGCCUCGUUGUGCACGAGGAGGAGACCGCCGAAGGGAGCAUCAAGAUUUUGGGGUGGCAGUUUGAGGGCACUGUCAUGAGACCGUUGAAUCAUAGAGUGUGGCGCAUCCUCGCAAUCGAAUUCCUUUUGCGAAUCGGCAGCUGCAGUGGAAGGCAGCUUGAAAAUGUCCUCGGUCAUGCUUGCUUCAUUGGCUUGGGUCGGCGUGAGUCCUUGGCUGUCCUGGGUGAGAGCUACACGUUUGUUCAGAAACACUACGGGCACUCUCACAGACUAUGGCCUUCGGUACGUAGAGAGCUUCAAAUCUGGAUUGGGAUUUCGCCUCUGAUUUGGCGCGACCUCUCUGCACCCUGGGGUCGUCAGGUUACCUGCGUCGAUGCCAGCACGUGGGGACUGGGAGCCGUUGUUGCCGAUUUUCCUGCGAAGGACGUCCGGUCUUUGGGUCAAUAUUCUGAGCGCUGGAGGUUUGAGCUGCCGGAGUUUAAGUUCCCCAGAGCAUCAGUGUUUGGAGCCGCCGUCGGACUCGAUUCCGAGGAUAGUGCAAACCUGCAGUGGGCCGCCGUCGAUGCUGAAUCGCAGGAGCGGUUUGACACUGUCGAUCGCAUUUGGCGUGUGGUUGGUAGGUACAAGUGGCGUCGUCAGGAAGGGAUGCCAGUUCUCGAGGGUAGAGGCCGUGCCUUUGGGAUGAGAAGAGUUACGCAACAAGUUGCGGCGCUCUGCCUCUGCACUGGAUCCUCUGCUUAUUUCCGUUUCAUUCCUAGUGAGUGGAACGCGGCAGACGGACCUUCGCGAGGUUCGCUUUUCGCGUCGAAGCCUCAGCAAGUCCAUGGUGAUCCAUCGGCUUUUGCAGAUACCCACAACGACGAGGGCGGCCCCGCGACAAGGCAGCAGUUCAACAAGGCCCCGGACAGUGAAACCACAGUCCAAUCCUGUUCGAGCCAAGUGCAAAGAGCUCAAAAAAGCGGAGCGCCGUCAGCUGCGACCCGAGGGCAUGAGUCUGGCCGAGGCUUCAGUGAGCAGUGCAUGCAGGGCCCGCUAUCAAGCGUGCUGGAGAAGGGUGCCACUCAUCCGGCCAUCAUCGUAGACAGGGCUCUCUGCGAAGUGCUGGAGGACCUUUUCGACGAGGGGGAAGAUUUUUCACAGGCUCAGUUUACCAUGGCGGCGGUGCUUUUCUACCAGCCGGCGCUGUGGUCCCCGAAGCAAACGAACCUCCCACUGGCCAAGCAGACGCUGCAAGGAUGGCGAAAGCUCGAUCCACCGAAAAGCCGGCUGCCUCUCCCUUGGGAGGUCACCUGCCUUUUAGCCCAAGAGGCAAUGCAAUUGGGCUGCGUGGAGAUCGGGCUGUUCAUGCUGCUAUGCUUUGUGGCCUACCUGAGGCCAGGAGAGGCUACACGGCUUCGGGUUAUGGAUUUGGUUCGGCCGCUGGGGAGCCUGGCAGUUUGGUCCCUCAUACUUCAUCCCGCGGAGGUGGGAGUACCGUCGAAGACAUCGGAGUUCGACGAGACCGUGACCAUCGACAUUCAGCCGAUAAUCUUCGUAGCAACGGCCCUCGAGCACCACCUGGCCUUGAACACACGACCCCGGACAGAGCCAAUGUUCUCUGUCACUGUGGAGCAAGUUAGGGAGUUCAUGAAGAAAACCUUUGCCCGACUCAGAAUGGAAGAGGCGAUAGGAGAUCCUCACCCGUAUCGCCUUCGUCAUGGCGGUCCGAGCCGGGACAUAGCCAUGAAAUGGCGAACUCUCGCCGACGUGCAGAAAAGGGGCAGAUGGAAAUCUUUCAACUCAGUGAGGCGCUACGAGAAGGGAGGACGGAACUAUGUGCUCCCGGCAUUGUCCCCGCACGCAGUGAUCAACACCGCUGUCUUUCUGGAGAUCUUUUCAGGCGAAGGCGGCCUUUCCAAAGCCGUCCACAAGUGGUGUGGGCAUAACGUGCUCCUUUGGGACAUCCGUCUUGGCCCCGAGUAUGAUCUUCGGAGCCCGGUGAAAUGCGCCUCAUCUGUGAAUGGAUUCGGGGCGGCAGUAUUCUGGGGCUACACCUCAGCCCUCCCCGCGCAAGUUUUUCACAUGCUCGUGACGCUCCUCCAGGCCCACCUCCGCUUCGAAGUGAUUCUCGACCGCUAG